Molecule: messenger RNA, 1337 nt
Organism: Drosophila miranda
Lineage: Eukaryota; Metazoa; Arthropoda; Insecta; Diptera; Drosophilidae
Product: pseudouridine-5'-phosphatase
Exons: 3
Coding region: 136-1170 (344 amino acids)
Molecular function (GO): phosphatase activity
Source: RefSeq, a predicted model, not a curated record
CAGAAGUUACAAAUGUUGUCAUAUCUAGCUUUGAUCGACUUGGAAAUUCUUUGUCAGUUUUAUGUGUACAAAAUUCGGUAAAUGCUGUGUAAAAAUUGUUAAAAAAUUCGAAAACUUCCUUCGUCACGUAAGAGAAUGUGCAACAGAUGCUGCCAACCCGUGGGCUGUGCCCCAAGCUGCUGUGAGCCGAACAUUUGCUACUGCAUCUUCGACCUGGAGAGUUCGGUGUUCGAUACCCGCAACGUCUAUCGACGAGCCCUCAUCGAACUGGCGGCCAGGUACGAUCGCGAGGUGCCGGAGGUGCUGCUGCUGCAGGUGGGGGUCAUGGCCACGGGCGAGAUGGCGGAGCUGAUUGUCCGCAAGUGCAAGAUACCCGUGUCCUGGGAGCAGUUCCUGCUGCAGGUCAACGAGCGGGCCUCGGAGCUGAUCGGCAAUCCGCCCCUGAUGGAGGGCGUGGAGCGACUCGUCCGCCACCUGAAGAAGUGCUGCAUCGGCAUGGCUCUGAUCAGCUCCAGCUGCGAGGCCCUCUACUGCCAGAAGAUCCGCGGCCGGGAGGCCUUCUUCCAACACUUUGAGACGCUGGUCUGCGCCGACGAUCCGCAGCUGAAGCAGCCCAAGCCGGAGCCGGAUGUCUACCUGAUUGCCAUGUCCCGGCUGGGGGAGGCCGACGCCAGCAGCACCCUGGUCUUCGACGGGACCAUCAAGGGCGUGCAGGCGGCAUCGGAUGCCCGCUUGAAGGUGGUCAUGGUGCCCGAGAAGGGCCUGCCCCAGUGCUGGUCCGAGCGGGCGGCCGUGCGCCUCGAGACACUCGCGCAGUUCAGGCCCGAAUGGUUCGGCAUCGCCCCGCUCAGCAGAGAAGCGCCUCCUCCCAAGCCCAAGCCGAAGCCCAGGGCAAGGUCGAGCCUGUCUAAGGCCCAGCAAGAGUCCACCGAAGAGGGGGAGACCGAAGGAGAGGGCUCAGAAGAGGGAAAAGAUGGGGAGCCUGGGAAAAAAGACGAGGGGCCUGAGAAAAAGGAAGAGCAGCCGCAGAAAAAAGAACCGGAGCCUCAGAGAAAAGAAGCCGAGCCAGAGAAAAAAGACGAGUAUAAACCGGAGCCCAGGGACGAUAAUGAUGACGGGCCCGGCGCGGAUGACGAUGGCGAUCCGAAUAAAGCUGGCGGGAGGAACUGAGCAUUCCAUGCCCAAAACUGGGAGUGUCCUAAGCGGAUUCGUCGUCUUUGGAGUCCAAUCCCUUGAUGGCACAUUCCUUGGGCAGCUCCCCGAUUACCAUACAUUUAAAACGCAACUCUCUGUACAUAUAACGAUUAAUAUUCAUAAAUAGAUGGAUAUUCAUCUCU